AAAAUGGACAAAGCUGGACCUGAGAACAAAGAUGGUAGCGACACAGAGGACGAUGAUGAAGAUGAUGAUGGAGAAGCUGAUGAUCAGGAUGACGAUGAUGCUGAUGAUGAAGACUUUGCAGCCGAAGGAGGAGAUGAUGAUGAUGAAGAAGAAGCAGAUCCUGAAGACAAUCCAGCAUCUAAUGGCAACGAAGGCAGCGAUGACGAAGACGAUGAUGAUGAUGAAGACGAUGAGGACGGGGAUGAUGAUGAUGAAGAGGAAGACGAUGAAGAAGAGGAGGAAGAGGAGGAUCAACCACCUGCCAAGAAGAAAAAAUAAACCAUUUCCUUGUUAUGUUUAUUCUGUUUUUCUUCCAUGCUUGUUGGAGUAUGUAGUAGUAGUAGGAAGAGGGGGGAUUUUAGCUCUUUCUGUUGGAAUUAAUCAUCCUUUUGCAGACCAAAUGAACUUCUUGUCACCCUAUUUGACUGUUAGUUAUGAUAUAUAUUCCAUUUAACCCUAUG
Molecule: messenger RNA, 500 nt
Organism: Solanum tuberosum (potato)
Lineage: Eukaryota; Viridiplantae; Streptophyta; Magnoliopsida; Solanales; Solanaceae
Product: prostatic spermine-binding protein-like
Exons: 1
Coding region: 4-318 (104 amino acids)
Source: RefSeq, a predicted model, not a curated record